Exophiala dermatitidis NIH/UT8656 is the source of this 1350-nucleotide messenger RNA. RefSeq lists its product as uncharacterized. Bases 1 to 1350 code for a protein of 449 amino acids. Gene Ontology annotation, molecular function: RNA polymerase II transcription regulatory region sequence-specific DNA binding. The transcript is spliced from 4 exons. Gene Ontology annotation, cellular component: nucleus. The record is from RefSeq and is a predicted model, not a curated record. NCBI's taxonomy places the organism in Eukaryota, Fungi, Ascomycota, Eurotiomycetes, Chaetothyriales, Herpotrichiellaceae.
AUGUCUCAGGAUCGACCUUGUCAACGCUGCAUCAAGAGAAACAUCGGCCACCUGUGUCAUGACGAACCUAGAGAAGGCCAUGGAUACCACAAGAAGUCCAAAGGCGACGCAGAUGUCGCCGUGGCAGGAGACGAACAGUCGCCUGCCAAAGAUGAAUAUCCCACGGCCCAAAAUUUGCAAGCACCUGCGCCGAUGGACAACCCUGACCACACUCUCCUGCAAGAUGACAAUAUGGGACUGAGACCGCCCACGAAUGAGACCCUGGCUGUCGCCAAUCCAGGUCCUACGACUCAGACCGCAGGUAUUAAUGGCAAUACUCAAGGCCACUUUGGAUAUAAUGACCCAUGGCUGGGAGUGCAGAGCCGCUUCCAGGACAUGCACGCUUUCCAUCCCAGCUACAUCUUCAAUGCGAACGAGGUCACGGACGAGUACAACUUACUCAGCGAUUUUCUAAGUACCAGUCUCCUUGAAGAAACGGGAAUGUAUUCGGCCGAAGAAUUUCAAGGCCACCUCAAUGACCCGUCCUUUAUGAAUUCCAUGGCCGCUUCGGCCUUUCCCCCACUCGCACUUGACGCGAUGGUCCCCCAGAACCGCCCAAAUGGUGGACUAAGCACCAACCCGAGCAACGCCGCUCAAGCUGCGAUGAUCUCCAGGCCAUCUAGCGUCAAGCCAAUUUCAGACAAGGCGCGUGAGAAGUAUUACAUGAUGGCAGCAGAUCCCACAGGCGCCGAGCCUCCGGAGGAACGGAUGAACAAGCUGCUGAAGGCCAAAUACGAUGCCGGGAUGCUCAGGCCAUUCAACUAUGUCAAUGGCUACGCUAGACUCAACAAAUACAUGGAGAAGCAUAUGAAGCAAUCGUCUCGACAUAAAAUACUGAUGCAGCUAGAUCAGUUCAGACCCAAGUUUAGGGAACGAAUGCAGAGCUUAACAGAUAUUGAGCUAGUCCUCGUCGAGAUGUGGUUCGAAAGGAGUCUGAUGGAGUACGACCGGAUCUUUGCUAGCAUGGCCAUUCCGGCAUGCUGUUGGAGGAGAACCGGCGAGAUCUUCAGGGGGAAUAAGGAAAUGGCGGAGCUGAUACAGGUCCCCAUCGAAUCGUUGCGUGAUGGCAAACUUGCCAUACAUGAAAUCAUCGUCGAGGAUCAACUAGUCAGCUACUGGGAGAAGUUCUGCGCCAUCUGCUUUGACCAGCAGCAGAAGGCAAUGCUGACCAGCUGUACAUUGCGGAGCCCGAAAGAGGGCUCCGACGCCGAAAUACCGUGCUGCUUUUCCUUCACUAUUCGAAGAGACAACCAUAACAUCCCAUCGUUAAUCGUGGGCAAUUUUCUGCCCAUGAACCCUGUCAAGCAUUGA